GUUUUGGCGUGCGAGGUGCUCCUCGCUUUAUGUAAGUCAAGCGCGAGACAUGGAGCCCAACGACGCAGUCAUGGAGUUGGAGCUGGAGCAGGGAGCUGGGGGCACUGAGCCGGCUGGCGGGCAGAUGAGCAGAUCUGGUGGCGGUGGGGGGUGGAGCGAAUGCAGUGCAUAUGCAAUGCGAACCGCCGAAAUGGGCAGCACCAAUAGGAGGCACUCGAAGAAAUUGGUGAUUAUUUUAUAUUUUCUCAAAGUGCCGGCACAAGAUGGCAUGGUGCGCUUGGAAAAGCUGCCGCUGAAUGGAAAAUUGCGGCGACACGUUUUCGCCUGGGUCCACUGGGAUGGGAUGGGACUGUGACCGGUCUGAGUCGGCGGCGGUCUGGUGUC
Messenger RNA from Drosophila biarmipes, 384 nucleotides. RefSeq lists its product as uncharacterized. The record is from RefSeq and is a predicted model, not a curated record. Lineage: Eukaryota; Metazoa; Arthropoda; Insecta; Diptera; Drosophilidae. The coding region runs from base 50 to 355 and encodes 101 amino acids. The transcript has 2 exons.